AUGAUGAACAGCAACUAUAAAGUUUGCCGUACCAUUGCUGAUGUGAAAUCGGCGAUUUCGUCUGAAAAUAAUUCAUUUGAUGUUCGCAUCGAAUCUGAUUUGCCCGAAUCGACGACAACUGAGAAAUGUAUUUUGGGAAUUGACGAAGCUGGCCGUGGUCCUGUCCUGGGUCCAAUGGUAUAUGGUACAUCUUACUGUUCAGUAGACAAUCAAUCCAUACUAAAGACACUAGGAUGUGCCGAUUCUAAAGUCUUGUCUGAACAAGCCCGAGACGAUAUCUUUGAUGGAAUAACAAAACAAUCUGAAAUACUUGGAUGGGCUGUACACAUUAUAUCACCGACUACAAUAAGCAAUUGUAGCUUUAGGAGGCAAAAGUGUUCUUUGAAUGAAAUUUCACAUAAUGCUGCCAUUGGUUUAAUACAACGAGUAUUGGAUAGAGGAGUAAAUAUUUGUGAAGUAUUUGUAGAUACUGUUGGACCACCCGAAAAGUACCAAGAAAAAUUAUUAUCAAUAUUCCCUCAACUAAAAAUCACAGUGUCUAAAAAAGCUGAUUCUUUGUUUCCAAUUGUAAGUGCUGCUAGUAUUUGCGCUAAAGUAACUCGUGACGCUGCGUUAAAAAAUUGGAAAUUUAUUGAAAGGCCUGGAGAAGAUAUUGAUUCGAAUUGGGGAAGCGGAUACCCAAAUGAUCCUGUAACAAAAGAAUAUUUAAAAAAAAACAUAGAUCCGGUGUUUGGAUUUCCUAGUAUUGUACGAUUUUCUUGGUCUACAGCAGAAUUGGUACUAAAAAACAAUGCAGCACAAGUAGACUGGUCUGAUGAAGAAGAGGAUGAAGACAAAAAAUCAGUACCUAUAACUUCAUUUUUUGGUCAAAAUAGUAAACAAGUUCAACAAAAAACACCUUUUUUUGAUGAUAGAGGUUUAAUAGUUACAACUAAAUUUUAG
Messenger RNA from Macrosiphum euphorbiae (potato aphid), 942 nucleotides. The record is from the annotation of a GenBank genome assembly. Lineage: Eukaryota; Metazoa; Arthropoda; Insecta; Hemiptera; Aphididae.